Gastrolobium bilobum is the source of this 1333-nucleotide messenger RNA. RefSeq lists its product as uncharacterized. The transcript is spliced from 7 exons. Bases 1 to 975 code for a protein of 324 amino acids. Lineage: Eukaryota; Viridiplantae; Streptophyta; Magnoliopsida; Fabales; Fabaceae. The record is from RefSeq and is a predicted model, not a curated record.
AUGAACCAUCCCUCAUUCUCCUUCCGGUUAGCGUUAUUCCUCUCAUUAUCUCUUACGGCGUCGUCAUCGUUGCCACCAAUACCAUUCUUUUCGAAGCGUUAUUCUCCAUCUUCAUCUAUUCCCAAAGCCACUCCCUCUGACUUGUUGUCUCUGCUUGGUUCCAAACCUCAGUCCUUAGCCGUCAAUCCUGACGUAGCGCGUGAGCUCAAAUCAUGCCUCAAAUUCCUCGUUCCUUUUUCUCCAGUGGAGCCUCGUCACCGGAAAUUGGGCUGGACGGGCCCAACUCGGAGAGAGGAGAACGAGCUGAUUUGGUUGCCGCCAGAGCCGGUUUUGGAGCUGGCUCGCCUAGCCGUCGAUUCCGGUGGUGACCCCGCUGCUAUUCAUCGCGUUCUCGAUCCAACCAUCAUCCCGGUACCUGAUGUCGAAGGAUCAAAUCAAGAACGCUGUCAACUCACCAGAACUCCUUAUGGCAGACGUUUCAUUUGUGAGGAACUGAACUUGUAUCUACAAUUUUUGUUUGAACUCAUUGUUGAUCGGGGUCCAUCUGUUGGGUUGGAUGUUGCCUUGAACCGGUUUGAUCUGUUCCAUGGUCAUCUAUUUCUAGCCGUAGAUUCUGGAAGGCUUGGUAUAUUAUUCCAUGCAAAGGAAUAUCCAGCAUAUGAUAAACAAGUGUUCCCUUACAAUUUGGGUUUUUGUCAGGGAGGGUCCAAUGUGACAUAUGAUGAUUCGAUGAACCUGCGAAAUAUUCUCUGGCUGGCACCGUUGCCUGGCAAUUCUUCUAAAUCUUGGGUGGCACCAGGUGUUCUGGUAGUGCUGGAUGCUCGUCCUGAUGGAAUCAUAUACAGAGAUCUAAUACCUGAUUAUGUAAAUUUUGCAAGGACUAUAUAUGAAGAUGAUCUUGGGGAGGUUGCUGUUGAUGUGAACUACUUGAAUGUAGGAUCUGAAAGUCGAAAUUAUCAAAUAUUUAUAUGCUGAUGCCCAAGCUUUUGACAGGGUUUCACUUCACAAUGGACACCGGAUUUGUUAUAUAAAUGAAGAUGCCCAAGCUUACACGAAUAAUGGGUUGCAUGGCAGAUUUGCUCCAAUUUGAUGGGUCAAUUGAUAGCUAUGCUCAAUUAUUGUAUAUGCUCAUGCAAUUUUAUUUUAUUUUUAAUUAGGCGUAUAACUUUACGCACUUCAAUACCCCAAAUUUUCUAACAUGACUGGUGUUACGUAUGUUACUUGAGCUCUAGCGCUCCCUAAUUUAUUUUGCGUAGUCCCUCAGCGGUCAUGAUUGAUUUGACCGGACUAAGAGGAAAACGACACAGGACCGGAGUCACCGGACUAUGAAACU